Molecule: messenger RNA, 1988 nt
Organism: Populus trichocarpa (black cottonwood)
Lineage: Eukaryota; Viridiplantae; Streptophyta; Magnoliopsida; Malpighiales; Salicaceae
Product: zinc finger CCCH domain-containing protein 22
Exons: 4
Coding region: 70-1557 (495 amino acids)
Molecular function (GO): metal ion binding; nucleic acid binding
Source: RefSeq, a predicted model, not a curated record
CGCAACUGUAGUGUCCUGAAAACAUCUGUGUCUGGUCUCCUCCCUUGAUCUCGAAGGAUCGUUGCAGCAAUGGCAGACGAGGAAGAAGAGAGAGCUCUAGAGAACCAACUGGAACUACAGUUUCUAGAGCAGAAAGAUUCAUUAGCUGCCUUGAAUGAUGCUCUUGCCUCUGACCCAUCAAAUCCUGAGCUUCUCUCUGUUCAAGAGGAGCUUCUUCAGGUCAUUAAAGAUGUAGAGGAGGGACUCCUGCAUCUAAAACGUGCACGGUUAUUACGAGAGGCAGAUUCAGUAUUACAUGCUUCCUACCAUACUGUAGAGGAUGUCAAGGCUGAGCCUCUUGAUCCAGUUCAUGUUGAACCAGAACCACUAGAGGACCAGUGUUACUCUGUAGGAUCAAAAUGCAGAUUCCGUCAUGUUGAUGGACGCUGGUACAAUGGUCAAAUUAUUGAGUUGGUUUGUUCUGAUACUGCGAAGAUCGCUUUCCUCACUCCUAUAUCAGAAAAUAUGCUGAUAUGCAAGUUUUUUCUGCAAGAACGAUGUCGAUUUGGCACUAGCUGCCGCUUAUCACAUGGGGUUGAUGUGUCAUUAUCCUCCCUGAAGAAUUAUGUGCCAACAAUGUGGGAUCAGUCAUUGGUGGGAUCCAGUAUCUGGGCACUUUCAGAUAGUAAUGUUGGCAUAUGGAGGAAAGCUGAACUUGAAUCUUGGGAUAAUGAACACAGAGUAGGGCAGGUUGUUUUCCAUGAUGGUGGAAGCUCUGCAAAGCUUGGGAGUGAAGCUAUGACGAUAUCUGAGUAUGCUUUGAUGAGUGAUGAAGAGGAAACUGAUUCAAGCUCAGAAGGAUCUGAUUCUAGCGAUUAUGACGAAGAGAGUGCAGAAGGUUUAGGGUUUCUUGAGAGCACAAACUUACAAAGAGGUAUCCAAACAGGAACUGCCAUAUUUGCGACGUGGGAAAAUCAUACACGGGGCAUAGCUUCCAAGAUGAUGGCAAAUAUGGGUUAUCGUGAAGGGAUGGGAUUAGGUGCAUCGGGUCAGGGCAUGCUGGACCCUAUCCCUGUGAAGGUCCUCCCACCAAAGCAAUCACUUGAUCAUGCUCUGGAGUCUCAAAAAGAGGGGAUCAAAGAUAAUCAUGGGAAGAAGAGAAGCAGGGGUGGGAAAAGAAAACGUGAGAAGAAGUUUGCAGCAGCAGCUAGGGCAGCAAAAGCUAAAGAGGAAACGAGACCAGAUGUUUUUACUCUUAUCAAUAAUCAACUUGCUGGGCACAACAAAGCUCUGAACAGCGAGUCAGCUAAGAAGCAGAAAAGUAAAGGCUCAGAGGAGAAGAAAGUCAAUAGGCGAGAUCUACUUGCUUAUGAUGAUGAGAUUAAGGAGUUGAGGAUACGUGUGGAGAAGCUUGAAGACAUGGCAAACAGAAACAAAAAAGAGAAGGUGGUUUAUGAGUCUGCUAUGAGAAAAUUAAACGAGACUCGCAUAACUUUGGCCAAAGCUGAGGCUUCUAAAGCAUCUGCAUCUAAUGCUAUUACCGGUAGAGAAAAAGAGAAGAAAUGGCUUAAGUUUUGAGGCCGUAAUGCUAUACAUUGCUGUGCAGUUCAAACUACAAAAUUGAGCGUGUAUGAUUACCUCGAAUCCUGAAGGUGCCCCUUUGAAUUGGCCGUAGCUUUGCAGGGAUCACAAGGAGUCAAGCCAAGGUUUCAACAACAAUCUUAUUUUCCCAGAAAGCAAUCUAGUGGAUUCAGAUCAAGAUUUUCACACUGUAAACUUGCACUAUACCUUCUGCUUGUACCUGCAGUUCGAGUUAUGCUCCAGCGAAAAAUCCCAUUGCAGUUGCCAUAUAUGGCUGGAUAAAUUCUCGUCAUUACCUCUUUAUAUGCUUUAUGUUAACUAUCCAAUAUAGCCGGCAGCCGGCAACACUGAAACUCGAAUUUAUACGGGUUGCCAGAGGUGACAAAUAGCUUAUUUGCUCUGUGCAAUAAAAGGAUUGAUUUUCGCCA